AUGCCUGAUGCGACGGAACGUUGGAAGAGUCUCCAAAUCUCCCCAGGAGAGGAACAUGGCGUUAUACUUGCAGACUAUUCUUGCAAAGUGAGACAACCACAGUCUACCGGAAGUUUAUGGCAGUCAGUAGACAUUGUUUUCAAGUUGAAGACCAAUGCUUCUAUGCCCAUUGGCGAAAGUAAGGUGGACGUAGACGCACAUGUCUCGCAAGUUGGGAACAAACCUUCUACAACCAUUCUCUCAUCGGCAUCAUUUGCAUCUGUUGACGCAUUUCAAUUCUUAUUGGAAUGUCUUCAUGCCACGGACACCCUCGGCAACGUUCGAGUGGUGAAGGUCAUCGUACCCCUUGUAGAGGGACAUAUAGCUAGAUCGGAUGUAGUUUCCUUGCGUCUCUGGGACUCUGAAUAUGUCGAAAAGGUCGUCUGUUUUGCCAGUCCACUUGAGACCUACAAGGGCUUAGCAGUACCAGAGUCAGAUAUCAAUGAUCUACCAACGCUCUUCGCCGCAGCUGCAGCUGGUCUCCUUCUUCGAACCAGCCGUAUUACAGAAAAUGAAGACGUUAUCGAGUCUCUUUCUCACGCAUCAGAGUCAGAGCUUGAGAACAGACUGUCAUUCCCGUGGGUGCUCCCGGGGCUUAUACAAGAAAAGACUCUUGUGCUAGUUGAUGCGAAUAUUUCACAUGCUGGGGAGCUGGGAACUGGGUCAGGGUUGUACCAUGCCGCAAAGAAGCUUGGGAUUAAGCUAAUUGUGUUGGACAACGAGGGAAGCUUACUCCAAGAGCCAGAACAUGCCCAUUGGUGUGAAGCCUACAUUCCGACAAAAUUGACAAAUCCCCCCGAGGCGGACUGUGCUUCUCACAUUCUAGAGUCAGUCAAAACCUAUGGAAGGCCCGUGGAUGGCAUAAUCACAUUUGCAGAUUCUUUUUGGAUCUACAUCUGCGAAGCUGCCGAGAAGUUGGGCCUUCACGCCUCGUCACAGGAGGCGUACAGAAUAGCAACCAACAAGUACCUGACCAGCAAGUAUGAAGGCCAUGAAGCUUUUAGGGCCUCGAGCCUAGAGGAAGCUUUGGAGGUUGCGACGAAGAAUAAGCUCCCAUAUCCCCUGAUUGUCAAACCUUGCGACGGCUGGAGUUCAGAAGGCGUUUCUCGUGUUGACACUUUCGAGGCCCUCGCUACCGCCGUGAAAGCUAUCGAUACGUCCCGCCAUGGCACAGAAUUCGUCAUCGAAAAGUACUGCUCGGGGCCUGAAGUUGAUGCCAACUUCGUUUUGCUCGACGGGGAAGUCUUGUUCUUCGAAGUAUGCGAUGAUUUGCCCAAGUCAGCCGACAUCAACGGGCCAACAGUUGGGUCCAUCACAAACUUCCACGAAUUGAAUAGCGUUUAUCCAUCGAAACUGCCCGAUCAAGAGAUUAGGCUUCUCCGAGACAGCUUCCUCAAUACACUGCUUAAACUGGGCCUAAGAGACGGCAUCAUGCAUCUGGAAGGUCGUGUUGAAAAUUCAACCACGGACUACAAGUUGGUAAAUGGGGUUCUCGACCUGCAUCCAGUCGACCCAUCCUCAGGGGCGCAUGAGAAGCCUUCAGCCUGGCUGAUCGAGAUCAACCCGCGCCCUCUGGGUAUGACAGGCUCACAAAUCAUUGAGUCCACUUAUGGCAUUGACUACUGGGGCCUGGCCCUCCUUAUUGCCGUCGGCGACAAGGCUCGCGUUCGAGCACUAUCGCGGCCAUACCUGCACGGAGCCCAGUACACAUGCAUCAUGGUUUUCAUUCCCGCGGAUUUCCCGGUCCAUUUAAAGGGGAUCUUUGAUUCCGACGAUAUCUGCGUUGAUUUGAAGAAUCGACGCCCAGACCUUGCCAACCAGAUCAGCCGUUGUGCCUGUCUUGUCAAGCGUGGGCAAAAGGUUGCUCAUCCCAGCUCAGGCCGCAAUAGUUUCUUGGCAUACUUCAAUGUAUUUUCCAGGAACAGCAGGGAGGAGGCACUUGAAUUUGCACAGCAGGUUAGAGAAGAGGUUCGUUAUUCGUUCCUCUAG
This is a messenger RNA of Clonostachys rhizophaga, 2028 nucleotides long. NCBI's taxonomy places the organism in Eukaryota, Fungi, Ascomycota, Sordariomycetes, Hypocreales, Bionectriaceae. The record is from the annotation of a GenBank genome assembly.